Messenger RNA from Dicrocoelium dendriticum, 3047 nucleotides. NCBI's taxonomy places the organism in Eukaryota, Metazoa, Platyhelminthes, Trematoda, Plagiorchiida, Dicrocoeliidae. The record is from the annotation of a GenBank genome assembly.
GCAUGCCUAAAAACAAGAUCAUCGACGUUCGUCCAAAGAAACGCAAACAUAGCCAGAAGUCAGAUGAAUCACUUUUACCUGACUCAAAAGACAAAUCUAGACGAACCACUGAACAUAUCCCGCAUUUUUCAAACGAUAAGCCUCGUCUUGCAAGGUUAAAAAACCGUGGACAUGGUGAGAAACACUUCAACUUUGAACUACCCUUCGGCAGAACAAUCCAGAAAUGGCUGUUUACUGGCUCUCUGGUGGUCGUUGCUAUAGCGGUUCUCGUUCUCUUUCUGCUUCACUACUACAAAUCAUGGAGUCAAGCCCAACUGGUCAAUUCGCCGUUGUCCCUCACUAGAGUGAUAUCUGAGGAUGCCCUUUCAAAUGAACUUUUCUGGGGAACUUACAGGCCUGGACUCUAUUUCGGCUUGAAGCAUCGUAGUCCAGAUUCGUUGAUGAUUGGGUUGAUUUGGGCCAUCCAAGAUUCACAGAACCCUAGAUUUUUGCACCUAUGCGAUUCAAACGAUGGUGUUUUGAACUACAACUGGCUGGAGCACGAUGGUCGACAUUUUGGUACGCAACAGAUUGUGGACCUUCAGCAUGUGAUCACGGUUUCCUUCGUUAAGCAACCCACUGGCUUAGUAGGUGGUGAUUGGACAUUCCGCAUUUCUGUUUCCCCAAGAAACCGCACUCACCCUACACCACCACUUUUUGUUGUCGUAUACUACUAUUACCCAAACUCCAACGGGCAUUACUCAUUUGUUCCUAUCGUGGACGGGGAUGCAGUCAUUGGAAUUAGAGGACAUACUGCUCAUCUGGGAGAUCACCACAUAUUCUUCCAUCCGAAUAAAGAGGCCCUCCAAGUCAGCUCCCUCAUGACCUGGGUUCCCAGUGAGGAGCAGAUUUUGAAUACAAUGAUGGCCGGCCUCGGCGUUAGGCGAGACACCGGGUUGAUGACACUGAUCGGUACCUUGAAGGAAGUGAAGAAAGAUACCAUCGCGAACGCGUGGUUUCACGAGAUCACUGUAGAUCCUCACACAUCUGCAAAUCCGUGGGAUUCCAUUCAACCAGACAUGACCGUUAUUGAGGUGGAAUUUUCACAAACGGGGCAAAGCAAUGGUCUUACUGGAGUGAAGUUUGAUGAACGAUUGAAAAUGCUGUCCCUCAAUUUCCAUAGACGUUAUGCUGAACGAUUCCCCGUUGACUUGAACAAGUUCACUGAACGCCAAGUAAACCUUUCGAAGAUUGCUGUUAGCAAUCUGCUCGGUGGUCUGGGAUACUUUCAUGGCACCUCCCUCAUACGAUCAGAUAUCACUGGGCCGGACCCUGUGUCCAGUUGGCCCAGCUCUCUGUUCACGGCGACUCCAUCUCGUUCGAUGUUUCCAAGGGGUUUUCUUUGGGACGAGGGGUUUCACAGUUUGAUUCUGACUCGGUGGGACUCGGAACUUGCCAUGGAUACCAUCGGUUACUGGUUGGAUUUAAUGAACGGUGAGGGCUGGAUUCCACGUGAACAGAUUUUGGGUCUUGAGGCCAGAUCCCGUGUCCCUACCGAGUUCUUAGUACAACACAACACAGUCGCCAAUCCUCCAGCGCUCGUCCUGGCUGUGGAGGCUCUUCUAGACGCAAUGCCAGAUUUCUCGGCAGAAGAGGCUGAACGCUUUCGCCAUUGGUCUGCUCUGGUUCUUCCUCGGCUACACGCUUGGUACCAGUGGUUCAAUCGCACACAAUCAGGGCCUUUGCCUUUAUCUUAUCGGUGGCGUGGUCGGGACCCAAAAGAGACAAGGCAGCUGAAUCCGUUAACACUCAGUUCUGGUCUGGACGAUUUCCCUCGCGCUUCUCAUCCAUCCAAUACAGAACGGCAUCUUGAUCUUCGCUGUUGGAUGGCUUUUUUCGCUCGCAUCGUCUCUCGUCUAGCGUCAUUUGUAGCCCAAUGCCUGCAAACUGAUGAUGGUCCCUCGCGAUUGCAGAAAUUGGAACAGACUCGUUCGUUGUCUGCGACAUACAGUCGUUGGGCUGAUUUACUCUUCGACCUAAAUUCCCUAGAUCGGUUGCAUUGGUCUGGGAGCUCCAAUCGUUACGCUGAUUAUGGCUUCCAUAGUGACGCUGUUCGUUUGCAACAACCUGAACGCAAUACCAAACAGUCACCUUUUGAACCCGAGGAGCCUGCGGAACCAGUGCGUCAUACUGACAAGGCACCGACACCUCAGCUUGUGACCUCCGCCUUUGGAUAUGUAAAUCUUUUCCCUCUCUUGCUGCGUAUCGUUCCACCCAAUUCACAUCGGUUGUCUCAGCUUUUGUCCUCAGUUGCAAGCCCCGACUUGUGGACAGAAUUUGGCCUACGAUCCCUGUCGAACACUUCUUUGUGGUAUCGCAAAUCGAACACGCGAAAUGACCCGCCCUACUGGAGGGGCGCCAUUUGGUUGAACAUUAAUUACCUGGCUGUGCAUAGUCUUCGCUACUAUGGAAAACAUCCGCGCACUCCUACCGAUUUAGCGGUUGAGGCUAACCGAUUGGCAACAUCGUUAUCACAAAAUCUUGCCCGUAUGGUUCUAGGGGAACUCGAACGAACCGGUUUCCUUUGGGAACAGUAUGAUGAUAUCACUGGUCACGGCCAGCGCGCCCAUCCAUUCUCCGGCUGGACGUCUUUAGUUAGCCUUUUGAUGGUUCAGUAACUUCCCACUUGUUUUGUACUUUGCACAGUCGUUGUUUCCUCAAUGUUUUGACGUUUAUUUUGUCGACCUGUUGUUAUUAUUAAUUUGCAGUUGACUGCGUUGUGUGAUACUUAACUCUUACUUCGUAGACCGGGUUGAUUCUGCCCAGCUACUGGGCGGUGCAGUUGCCGGUCCAAGAGAAGCACCCCUCUCUGAAUUGUACCUGUCACUAGCCAAUAGCGGUCUGUUCUCCCGCUUCUUGUCGAACGCAAUCGACGUUGUCGUCAGGCACGGAAUGUGAACGUUCUGACACACACAGUCGUGUGGCUGUGAUCGAAUGAUACGAAUCACAGUCCAUGAACAAAUUGGACAAAUGUCCUGUGCUAUUGAAACAGUAACCAUAGUGAACGC